Molecule: messenger RNA, 497 nt
Organism: Aspergillus uvarum CBS 121591
Lineage: Eukaryota; Fungi; Ascomycota; Eurotiomycetes; Eurotiales; Aspergillaceae
Exons: 1
Coding region: 1-456 (151 amino acids)
Source: RefSeq, a predicted model, not a curated record
AUGGCCUUCAUCGGCACCGCCGCGGAAAUCCGCGACGAACUCCUCAAGGACGACGAGCCCAAGCGCGUCAUCAUCCGCGUCAACACCAAACGCCUGGAAUCCCACAACUACCGCGGCUCCGCCUGCGCCCUCGUGGCGGAGAUCUUCCCGGACUGGGAGACCAACGAGCGCAUCCGCUUCCUGCACAUCGAGAUCCGCAUCGGCCGCGCCUUCCUGGCCAUCGACCUCAACAACGGGCCCUACCUCCCCGUCGAGCUGGACCUGAACCCGAUCCCCGUCUACAUCCUCUCGAUCUUCCGCCGCGGCUGGGCCCUGGUGCGCUGGCGCCAGCUCGACCAGCACCUCGCCGACCAUCUGGCGCGCAUCUGCAUGCUCAACUACGAUAACCCUGUGCGCCCGUAUCUGGCAAAUUAUGAUCUGCGUGAGCUGUGCAGGAGACGCUCCGUGUUCUCAUGAGGUUUUGGCGUCUGGGCUCUGGUGGAUAUGAGAGUGUGCGG